UCGGUAUUUUAGCCCGAGGUUGUCAAUACUGUCAAAACAGAUAAAACGAUAUAAUCAUGUCUAAAUACACAAGCUUUCCGGAUCCAGGCGACGACCACAAUCCAUUCCAGGACCCGUCCGUCACACAACAUAGCAGCAACACCGACUACGCCACGUUGGACCUCUACAACCCCUUUGACACAAAAACAGAGGCCCCGCCACCGUACGAAGCCACGCCCACUUCAGCCCCACCCCCAGCUGUUACCCCACCCAGCAGGACCACACCCACUGAGCACAGAAACUAUGGCUCUUACAGCACACAGCAGACUGCAGUGAGCGCCACCACGGCGGAGCUGUUGAGGAAGCAGGAGGAGCUGGAGCGGAAGGCCCAGGAGCUGGAGAGGAGGGAGCGUAUACUGGACAGCCAUACGCUUGGACCAGGAGCAUCUCGUCAGAAUAACUGGCCUCCUUUGCCAUCGUUCUGUCCCGUGGGGCCUUGUUUCUACCAGGACAUCAGUGUGGAGAUCAGUCAGGGAUUCCAACGUAUUGUCACCACCAUGUACUACUACUGGAUGUUCACAGCUGGCUCUCUGCUCCUUAACCUCAUCUCCUGUUUGGCUUUGUUCUGUGUGGACCCAAACGGCGGAGUAGGGCUGGGCUUGGCGAUACUUUGGGUGCUACUGUUCACCCCUUGUUCUUUUGUCUGUUGGUACAGGCCAGUCUACAAAGCUUUCAGGAGUGACAGCUCCUUCAACUUCUUUGCUUUCUUCUUCGUGUUCUUUGCCCAGGUGGUGGUCUUUGUUAUCAUGACCAUCGGGAUCCCCGGCUGGGGUUUCAGUGGAUGGAUAGUGAGUCUGUCGGCUCUGAAGACGAGUGUGCCGGUGGGCGUGAUCAUGUUGGUGAACGCUGUUCUCUUCACAGCCGAGACUGCACUGGGCGUCGCCUUGCUUAAAAAGGUGCACUCUAUGUACAGGCAGACGGGAGCGAGUUUCCAGAAGGCCCAGGCUGAGUUUGCCACUGGAGUUAUGUCCAAUCAGGCCGUCCGCCAGGCGGCCGUGAACGCUACCGCCUCCGCGGCACAGGGCGCCUUCACCGGGGCGCAGUAGUUGGAACGAGGAAGAGGAGGGUAAAUUUCGAGUGAAGAUGAAGAUU
This is a messenger RNA of Chanos chanos (milkfish), 1131 nucleotides long. RefSeq names its product secretory carrier membrane protein 3 (gene scamp3). The transcript has 9 exons. Gene Ontology annotation, biological process: protein transport. The record is from RefSeq and is a predicted model, not a curated record. Gene Ontology annotation, cellular component: trans-Golgi network membrane; recycling endosome membrane. Lineage: Eukaryota; Metazoa; Chordata; Actinopteri; Gonorynchiformes; Chanidae. Bases 57 to 1085 code for a protein of 342 amino acids.